UCAGCAGCAAGAGUCGUAGUAGCAGCAGCACCAGCAGUCGCAAAACAGCAGAGCAGCAGGAGCAGCAGGCCGCGUGCAACAGCUGGAGCUCUUGCUCGAGGAGCAGGAACGCAAACCCUAGGUUGCUGGGGAGAAGGGGAGAGAACACUUGAUCAUCUAGACAGGAUACCCUCCUGAGAGGCGAGGAUAGGCGACGAGGGCGGUUCGUGGCCUUUUUCUGAGUGCUCCUAAUCUGAGAGCUCUUAUCGCUAGAUUUGCAAAUUCCGUGGGGUCAUCGCACAGGCUAGGUAGCGACUGCCCGCGAUGUCCGUGGCCUUAUCUCUUGCGCAGGUGGGCUGCGUCCUGCCUCGUCCGGGUGUAACUUUGGUCGCCAGCCGCGAGCGAAAACAUGCGAAUUCCGCCAAGCCGAUUCCGUCAGUAGCGUCGGCCCGACACGUCUCAAGCUGCUUCGCGAAGUCUGCUGACGUCAGGCGAAUAGGCGUUUCUCAGCAAUGGCAAGGCCACGCCAGGCAUCAUCCCCUGCGGGCGUCGGACACCCGAGCGACUCUUCCCUCACCUGGUGGCGUCGCGCACGCUCGCAGCACCUGGAGAAUCCCAAGGUUCGGACCCGCCGCCACUGCGAGAAGCGGUCUCGCCUCUCAACGCUCCCCCCUCACCCCCAUCCCGUCUCAAGCCGCUGCCACAUGUCGUUGCAGCAGCAGCAGCAGGCUACGUUCCUCCUCCCGUACCGCCCUUCAAUAUAGUCACCUCGGUCACAAGAACCAUGCGCAGCAGCAGAAGCGGCAGCGGCAGCAGCCGCGUGAAGCAAUCGCCUCGGAGUUCCUCGGCCGCACCCUGCGCACGCCUGUCGCGCGCUCUCUUCCCCGCGCCCCUGACGGGCCGUCCGCGGCUGGCGCGCGGUUCUCCCGCCGCUGCCGCCUGGCGGCGCCGCGGUCGCAAGCGUCGCAGGGCCCCACCGAGCCGCAAGCUGCGCCGUCCGCUUCGCCGCCGAUCCCGGCGGAUAUUCUGCCGGCUCUGGGGAACCUGGUGGAGAUUAUAGGGCGGAUGAAGGAGGAGGAGAAGAAGGGCCAAUACCAGGGGGAGAGGGACGGCGAGGGGAUGGUUCGGGGGAGCGGGGACGGGUUGGCGGAAGGGGGAAUGGGGGAGGCGGAGGGGGAGGAGGAGUCGGAGCGGUUGUCGGAUGCGGAGAGGGCGGAGGUAGAGGCGCUGCUGAACGAGCGGCUGCCGAGCCACCCCAAGGUGCACCGCGGCAUGCUGGACAACGGGCUCAGAUACGUCAUCCUGCCCAACAAGCUGCCGCCCAACAGGUUCGAGGCGCAUUUAGAGAUGCACGUGGGGUCGGUGGACGAGGCGGAGGACGAGCAGGGCCUAGCGCACCUGAUCGAGCACGUCACCUUCCUGGGGUCGCGCAAGCGCGAGAAGCUGCUGGGCACAGGCGCGCGCUCCAACGCGUACACGGACUUCCACCACACCGUGUUUCACGUGCACGCGCCUGUUACUAUGCAGGGCUCCCAGGAGCCGAUGCUGCCGAUGGUGCUGGCGGCGCUGCACGAGAUCGCGUUCGGCCCCAAGUUCCUGCCGUCGCGCAUCGACAAGGAGAGGCGCGCCGUGCUCUCGGAGAUGCAGAUGAUGAACACCAUCGAGUACCGCGUCGACUGCCAGCUGCUGCACCACAUGCACUCGGAGAACCUGCUGAGCUGUCGCUUCCCGAUAGGCCUGGAGGAGCAGGUGAAGAAGUGGUCGGUGGAUCAGAUCCGCUCCUUCCACGACCGCUGGUACUUCCCCGCCAACGCCACGCUCUACGUUGUCGGCGACCUCGCGUCUGUGUCCGAUAUCACUAGACUCAUUGAGGAGCACUUUGGUCGCACGCCCCCAGGCAUGCACAUGCCGCCUCCGAACCCCACACCCACCACCUCCGCCCACUCCCCCUCUCUCCACCCCCCGCCUCUUCCCCCAUCCAUCACACACCACCACUCCUCCGCGCCCCCCCUUGCCCCCGCCUCCGCCUCCUCCGCCCCCAGCCUCACUCCGCCCAUGCACCCCGCCACCUCCCCCACCAUGCCCGCCGUCCCCCCAAGCUCCGCCCUCUCCAUCCUCCACCCCCAUUCCGCGGAGUCCCCCUCCCCCUCCGCCUCCCCCGCGCCCAUCCCUGGGCCUGUGCGGAAGGAGAGGCAUGCUGUGCGCCCGCCUGUGCGCCACACGUGGGCAAGGGACCACCUGGAUGGGGGGAGUGAGGGGGAAGGCGCCGGGGCGGGGGAGGGGUUUUUGCCCCCGGCGGUCAUGCCGUCGGCAGCGGCGCUUCAGCAGCAGGCGGAGGGGGGAGAAGGCGAGGAGGUGGUGAUGCCGGUGAUCUUCCAGCACGAGCUGCUGCAGAACUUCUCCCUCACCAUGUUCUGCAAGAACCCAGUGCAGCAGGUGCAGACCCUGCGGGACCUGCGCCGGGCUGUCAUGCAACGGAUUGUGCUCAACGCACUGCAGUUCAGAAUCAACAACCGCUACAAGAACGGCACAGUGCCUUUCCUAGGGGUAGACCUGGACCACAGCGACAGCGGCAGGGAGGGGUGCACGGUCACCACGCUCACCGUCACAGCGGAGCCCGCCGACUGGCAGGCGGCGCUCACCGUGGCCCUGCAGGAGGUGCGGCGCUUGCAGCAGUUUGGGCUCACGCGGGGGGAACUGGCCCGGUACGUGACGACGAUGGUGCGCGACAGCGAGCACAACGCGGCCAUGAUCGACUCCAUCCACUCCAUCGACUCCCUCGACUUCCUCAUGGAGAGCUUCGCCCUGGGCCACGCCGUGCUGGACCCCGAGCAGAGCUACGAGUGCCUGUCGGCCAUCGCGCCCACCAUUGAGCUGGAGGAUGUGAACGAGGCGGCGGCGGAGGUGCUGGAGUUCAUCGCGGAGUAUGGGCAGAGGGAGGCGCCGAGGCCGGCUGCGAUCGUGGUGUGCGUGCCGACGAGGAUGCACGUGCAGGGGGUGGAGGGGAGGAGGGAGGAGGGCGUGGAGGGAGAGGGGAGGAGUGGGAGUGGGAAUGGGGCGGUAGCAUCCAACUCCGCUUCCUCAUCUGUGUCGGCGUCCAGCGAUGUGGCGUUUGAGAUCACCCCAGAGGCAGUGAGGGAUGCGCUGCUGGCGGGGCUCAGGGAGGACGUGCAGCCUGAGGACGAGGUGGAGGUGCCCCGGACGCUCAUAUCCGAUGCUGAGCUGGCAGCGCUGCAGCAGAAGAUCCAGCCGCGGUUCGUGCCGUUCCCGCCCACAGAGGGCAACGCUGCUGACGUGGCGCCGUCCGAGUGGCGCGUGCGGCAGUACAACAAGGAGACGGGCAUCAUCCAGAGGCGGCUCAGCAAUGGCAUCCGCGUCAACAUGAAGGCGACGGACAAUGAGGCCAAGGGCGGCGUGCUGCGGCUGGUGUUCCCAGGGGGGCGCGCCAAGGAGAACCCGCAGGCCGCAGGCGAGGUGGCGGUGGGCGUGAGGACGCUCAGUGAGGCGGGGCGAGUGGGCGACUACAGCAGAGAGCAGGUGGAGCUCUUCUGCCUGGCCAAUCUGGUGAACUGCAUGCUGGAGGCGGACGAAGAGUGCGUGGCGCUGGAUCUGCACUUCUCCACGCGAUACGGCGGACUCAAAUCCUCCUUCCAGCUGCUGCACAUGCUGCUGCAGCAUCCAGCGUGGGACGAGGAUGCUCUGGAGCGAGCCAAGCAGGCGUACCUCUCCUUCUACAGGUCUCUCCCCAAGAGCCUGGAGCGGCUGACAGCGAGCAAGCUGAUGGGCGCCAUGUUCGACGGGGACACCCGCCUGCUGGACCCGCACCCCGCCAUCGUGUCCAACCUCUCGCUCGACACUGUGCGCCACGCGGUCAUGCAACAGCUGCUGUCGGGGAACAUUGAGCUGAGCAUAGUGGGCGACUUCAACGAGGAGGAGAUGAGCGACAACAUCCUCAAGUACCUCGGCACCGUCACUGCCCUCCCCGCCCCCUCCUCCGUCGUCUCGCCCUUCGCCUUCCUCCCCCCCAACGACCCCUCCGCCCCUGCUCCUCCCUCCACCACCGUGCUCCCCCCGCUCCACCCGCCCCCGGUGCUCACCCUCCCGGGGGAGCCGCCUUUCAAAAUGAUUUCUUCGUGCCCGCCUGCACUGCGGCAUCAGAAGGUGCUCCUACGUGACACAGACGAGAGGGCCCGAGCCUACAUCGCAGGUCCGGCGCCGAACCGAUGGGGAUACGCUCCAGACGGGCGGGAUAUUAACACAAUUCUGGAGCCCAUUCCUCCUGGCUACACAGCUUCACCAGCAGCAGCUGCAACAGCAGAUGAGGGCCCUCUGUUGGCGCGAGCGAUGCGGCACCUCUUCAGCAUGGGGCGCGGCAGCAACCAGAACCAGGCAGCGGGACAUGGAGCAAGAGGAGCAGUGGGUCCCGCAGGAGGUGGGAGGGGCGAGGGCAGCCUUGUAGGAGACCAUGAUGCGCAGGCGGUGGCAGUGUCGCCGCUGGGGACGGCGGUGGUGGAGGGGGCGGACGGGCGCAAGUACUGGCACCGGCGGCGGCACCCGCUGUACACGUCCGUGGGGGUGCUGCUGCUGCAGGAGAUCGUCAACGCACGCCUGUUCACCACAGUGCGAGACGCUCUUGGUCUGACGUACGACGUCAACUUCGAGAUCUCCCUCUUUGACCGCCUGGCCACCGGGUGGUUCUGCAUCAGCGUCACCUCCACUCCCGCCAAGAUCCAACAGGCCGUGGAAGCUUCCCUGAACGUUCUCAAGGGGCUGCAGGCCAACCGCAUCUCGCAGAGAGAGCUGGACCGGGCCAAGCGCACGCUGAUCAUGCGGCACGAGUCGGACCUGAAGGACAACGCGUACUGGCUGGGCAUGCUGACGCACCUGCAGUGCGACUACGUGCCGCGCAAGACGGUGUCGUGCAUAGCGGACCUGCCGUGCAUCUACGAGAUCACCAGCGUCGACGACAUCUACACCGUCUACAACCACAUCCCGCUGGAUGAUGCCAGCGUGUUUACGUGCAUUGGUGUUGCCGGGGCCGUUGGGUCCGAUGCUGACUCGGCUGGGAGCGAGAGCGAUGCGAGCGAUGCAGAGCCAGUAUCACCAUCCGGCACAGUCAGCUACGGCCGGGGCUCCUCCCUCAUGACUCGCCCCACCGCCUGAGGGCCACCUGCUGCUGGCUGAUGCAGCCCCCAUGGAGCACACUCGCCUCUCAUCUCCUCCUCUCACUCUUCUCGCUCAGUUUCCCCUCGAUAUAGCUGUGGGCCUCCUCCCCGCUCCCCUUUUGCCCUGCAACAUCACCAAUCCAACUUGUCUAAACGCACCUGCCCUGCUGCUCCAAUGCAGCUUGUCUAAGUGCAGCAGUGCCGGCCUGCCACCUGUAGCCUGCAGUAUGCUCCCAACAACAGCACGGCACACCUCACCACCAUGCACCUUCCAGAACCUUCCCAGCACCUUCGCAGCUACCUUCCCAGCACCUGCCCGCUGCACCAGCCACUCCCAUUGCCCUUAUCACCAUCCACCUCGCCCUGCUCCAGCUCAGCAUCUGCCACAUCGUCAUCACCCUUCCCCCAACCCGAGACUGGGCUGAUUGCUUCUUGAAACCCGAGCUCCUGGUUUCCCACCCAGCAACAGUGUUCUGUGAGAAAUUAUACCAACGCACUAAACAAGUGCUAGAGGUGCCAGCCAGCUCAUAUCCCCUUGAGAUCAGUGGGUUGAGAAUGUGCAAGGCUGUCUUGUGGAGAUUGUCAGAUGCAUGGCCAAGAGGAGGGUAUUGUGCUCAGAGGUCUUUUUAGGGCGGUUUGAUUAUGUUGGGGUGAAAUUUUGCAGUCAAGCCACCUAUGAGUGUUUUAGCAACAGCGUUAGCAUUCCCUGGAUUCAUUACCUCAAAAUUGAGAUCAAAGAUACCGUAGAGUCAGCCAUUUGUGUCGUGCCAAUAAGGGGUGCAGAGGGCGUGUUUGGAUGGGGUGUCUCUUUUGCAACUAUGU
This is a messenger RNA of Closterium sp. NIES-67, 5966 nucleotides long. NCBI's taxonomy places the organism in Eukaryota, Viridiplantae, Streptophyta, Zygnematophyceae, Desmidiales, Closteriaceae. The record is from the annotation of a GenBank genome assembly.